Molecule: messenger RNA, 1260 nt
Organism: Aspergillus pseudoviridinutans
Lineage: Eukaryota; Fungi; Ascomycota; Eurotiomycetes; Eurotiales; Aspergillaceae
Product: putative salicylate hydroxylase
Exons: 6
Coding region: 1-1260 (419 amino acids)
Biological process (GO): secondary metabolite biosynthetic process
Molecular function (GO): monooxygenase activity; FAD binding
Source: RefSeq, a predicted model, not a curated record
AUGAAAGUCAUCAUAGUCGGCGCAGGAAUCGGCGGACUGGCCUGUGCCAUUGCUUGUCGCCAGAAGCAUCUCGACGUCCUUAUCCUGGAACAAUCGGCUGAAAUUUUGCCAGUUGGCGCCGGGAUCCAAAUCCCUCCAAAUGGAGCCCGGAUCAUGCAGGAACUCGGUCUCCUGCCUCAGCUGGAGCAAAAAGGCAUGAAACCCGACUGCAUGGAUCUGCGACGAUACAAAGACGGGACGAUCAUCACCUCGAUGCCUUGCGGUGAGUCUGUGGUAAAGGAAUAUGGAGCGCCGUGGAUCGUCAUCCAUCGCGCGGACUACCACCAGAUUCUUCUCGACAAGGCUAGAGAUCUCGGAGUGGAGAUUCGCCUGGGGGCGCUCGUGGAGAAGGUCCUCGUUGACGAUACUGCAGUCACUGUGGGUCAAGAGACGAUCACCGGCGACGUGAUCAUCGGUGCCGAUGGCCUCUGGUCCAAAGUUCGCGAGGUCGUCCUCGAUGAACCUCAUUUACCUGAGGAAACCGGGGACUUAGCUUACCGCGCUACAUUUUCGAGAGCGCAGCUCUCAGCCCUGAAUGAUCCAGAGGUAAAGGCACUCUGCGAGAAACAAGGCGUGACUGCCUGGCUGGGGCCUAACAAACACGCCGUCUUCUACCCCGUUCGCGGCGGACAAGAAUAUAAUCUUGUGCUACUCCAGCCCGAUGAUCUGCCGCCGGGAGUGCGUACGACGCAUGGGGAUGUCGAUGAGAUGCGGUAUGGGUAUAGAGAGUGGGACCCAACGUUGGGGAAGAUGCUCUCCUGUAUCCCGACUGUCCUGAAGUGGAAGCUGUGUCAUUUACCCGAGUUGCCGAGGUGGACCGAGGGCUCCGUUACACUACUUGGCGAUGCAUGUCAUCCGACUCUGCCAUAUCUAGCCCAGGGCGCCGCCAUGGCAGUGGAAGAUGGCGCAGUGCUAGGAAUUCUACUUCAUCACAUAGCAUCCUCCCAAGACUACAAAUCCAAAAUCCCACAGGCACUGAAACUCUACGAAGACAUUAGAAAGUCCGCGACUGCCCGGAACGUCCAAGGCGCCAUCCGCAACCGAGGAUUGUUUCAUCUCGACGACGGCAUCUUACAACGACUGCGCGACUUGGUUCUGAGCUGGUCAGGCCUGACCCGAGAGACAGACUGGAUUGGACUGAUGGCUUCGCGACAACGAGCUGUUUUGGGUUUUGACGUCCUGCAAGUCGUAGAGCAAAGGAUGGCAGAGCUGUCCAGCUGA